CUUAUUUACAGAAUCAUGUUCUUGCACAAUUACAAAAAAAGAACAUCGUUGAGCAUUAUUCGUUGAUUGAAAAAGAAUUGACAGAUGUAGAUUCGAUUAUCAAAGCAUUCUCUGAGUAUGCUGACUUUCCUGCAGAUUUAAAAGACAAAUUUAAGAGUGUUUUAAACAGUUCACAUCCGGAAGUGAAAGUUGAUACGUUUUUACGACAUCUUUUGGCAUUACCAGAUGAUGGGAUACAGCUAUGUUUACUUGAAGAACGCUUACAUGCUACAGAUCAGGUUGAUUUACUUGAUAAAAUAACGAAGAUGUCAGAAAACAACGAAGUUGAUGUUCAAAUUACUGAGGAUGACAUUCGAAGAAACAGGCUUUACCUGUGUGAUGAAUUAGAGCCAAAGCAAUACCUAGAAAUGGUGAAAGAGAUUGACGAAACUGACGAUCUAUGUGAACAAAUUCUUGAAGCAUCAUCUAGAGAAUCUCGAUGUGAAGUCCUGCUCGAUUUUAUAUCAAACGCAUGCAAAACAGACAGUAAGGCACACAUACUGAGAAAAUUUUCACAAAGUCUGCUCAAAUGGAAUGCCGGUGUACUACAGUAUAUCAGAAAAGCUCGAAAACCUGGACAAGAAGGCAAACGCCAGAUGGAAAUAGAGAAUAUCGUUGCUUCAUACAAGCACAUUGUUGACGAAAUUGAGCCAUUAAGUCUUAUAAGAUUCUUUAAAGAGCGGGAAGAAUUAACAGAAGAUGAAAUAAGAUGUAUUCGUAGAUCAUCAUCCCGCAGAGCAAGAGCAGUCACUUUCCUUAAUUUUGUACUAAAAGGAACAGAAUCAAAAGUGUCUUGUUUGAUAGACUAUUUGAGAUUGGCUGGCUACAAUUCAUUACUUAAGAAGAUGCGUGAAUGUAUGCAAGAAUACAAAGAAUGUCCAAGAUUAUAUGCAUUUGACUUGAAGGGAUGUUAUGUAUUAAAAGGUGACUUAGAUAUUAAUUUCAAUAGUGGGAAAAACACACACGAGCAAAAGUCUUCAAAUGUUCCAAAAUUUGAAAAAUGGUCACUAGUCACGAAUUGGGUUCUUCAAAACUUCUUCUCACAAAAAAGAAAAAUUGAGGAGCAAAAUGCAAAAGAAAUUCGUGAAGAUUCCCAAAGACUUCUGGAUGAAGCAAAAUGUACAACGAGUUAUGAGAAUGUUCCGAAUAAACCAGAUGAAUUGGUACAUGUGCAAAAAGGAAAAACGGAACCCGCCCACUCUGAAUUACUAGACAACGAGCGUGAGACCAAAAUAAUAGAAACAUUUGACAAUGAUGAGAGAAAUAAGAUACAUGAUUCUGCACGGGACAAUUUGGAGUUACUUGUAAAAUAUGCGGAAGUCGAACAUUCAAGUUUUUUACUUACCACUGGCUCCCCAAUGUCAGGCAAUGAGUGUAUUCGAAAUCAUGACGUUUAUGAUAGAAACAGUUCAAGUGGUAGUCCUGUGUCUACACAAAGCCGUAUUUCAAGAACCACGUCUACUGAAGACGAUAAAGACAUUGACGGAGAUGCGGCCCUACGUCGAUACGAUGAGGGCAAUGUAUAAUAACUUUGUAUUAAGAAACAACUGGUCGGUUUAAUGAUUACAUUGUUCACAUUGAUGUUAAUAGGAAAUUGUUUGUGUAUGUUAGAACGUUUUUUUUUUAAAUAUAACAAAACCUAAUUAAAACAAAUACAUAAUUUUAUAGACUACUCAUUUUCAUGUCUGAUCCAUUUUUUACUCUUUCUUUUAAAGUGUUUUCUCGAUCUUCUAAGAUAUCUUGUCAUAGAACAGGGCCUUUCAAAUUCUAUUUAAAAGGCCUUGCAUAGAAUAAUGAAAUACUUAAUAAUAGUAUACUGAUGUCAUCAUAGGUUAACCCCUUCUUUUUAUGUCACUGGUUGACAAGGCAAGCCUAAUAACCUACUCAAUAGCUUUUCUCUUAUCAACUGUAUCAUUUGUAAAAACUUCACUCUAGGUAUAAGCUAAUAUAGGUAAUUUGAUCUCUUAUAAUUUAUGUUUUGUUUUACAUUAAUUAAUGGCAUAACAAAAUAAUAUAAUCUUGCUACAUUAUUUUGAUAUUAACUCAUUGUUUUCUAACAACCAACGGUCUUUAAAGGCAGAUGCAAUUUAGACGCUAUACUCAUUCAUUUUUCUUUUUAUCGGAGAAUAUUAAAUACCAGCAUUGUAUCUAAAAAAGUAAGCACAAAAUUAAGUAUGUAGUCAAAGAAGUAAUAUCUUGUGUGGACAAUCUUUUUUAAAUUUCUUAAUUUUAAUAAGGAGCAUAUGCACUUACAUUAUAGCUCUAUACCAUUCUUUAAGGUGUUUGUUUGUAACUUGAUUAAUUUGAACACACAUAUAUUUCUAUUUGAUUAUAUGGCCUUUCCUGUACUAAACUACUGGGUGUGGACUGUGGAGCCUUCAGAAUUCAUAAAUUUGAUCAUUUAUACUUCCAAAUGUUUUUUCACGGAAAUAGACCAUGCAUUAUCGUAGUUAAUUAACUAAUGUUACUAACAAAAAGACAUUUGAGCCGCGUCAUGACAAAACCAACAUUAUGCGUUUGCGACCAGCAUGGUUCAAGACCAGCAUGUGCAUCUGCACAGUCUCAUCAGGAUCCAUGAUGUUCGCUAUCAGUUUCUCUUCUUGUUAUAGGGUUUGUAAGCGAACAUCAUGGAUCCUGAUCAGACUGCGCGGAUGCACAGUAUGAUCUGGAUUCAUACUGGUCGCAAACGCAUUAUGUUGGUUUUGUCAUGGAGCGGCUCAAAUUUUCUACCACAUAACACAUACCUUCACUCAUGGUUAUUGUACAAAUAAUAUAAUAAAGCAAAUGUUAAAGCAAAAGGUAGCAACAAUAAAUAUUUGUAUUUGUAUUGUUACCAUUCAUUUGACAUUUAUCAUUUAUUUAAGAAAAUAUCAUUCAAAAUAGAGGAGACAGACAUUUACUUAUGCACUUAUUUGCACCAAACUGUCAAAUGAAUAAUAAAGUUAAUGUAAAUAACAUGAAUCAUUUUUAUUCUAUCAAAUCUAUGGCUGAGCAAAGUUUCUAGAUAGUUCACUACUCAGAUAUUAGGUGUGAAAUGUAAAAAAAGUACAUACAGAUAUUUGCUAUCAUGUGGCAUGAAUACAUCUGUAUUUUUCUAUAUGACUAUAGGCUUUAAGGAGCCUUUGCAUAUUUGAUCAUAGUGACAUUUUUAUCAUGUUGUUAUUUUUGUUAAAUAUGAAAAUUCAUGAAUUGACUCUGUUUAAUGAAUGACGUUUUGCUAAGACAUUGUACGAAAGCCAACGCGCCGUCUAGUAGAUAUGCAUUUGUUCAUAUAGCAAUGGGGAAAAUUUUAGACUUGAUUUUGUGCGUUUUUUCUUGUUUUAACAAAAGUACAUUGUUUUCAAAUGUUCUAAUAAAAUAGCUUUUCUGAUGUACAACAUGUCACAGAGAUUUAAGGAUUAAAAAACGUUUAACUGAAGUGAUAGUGCCAUGUUUGAAUAUCAUACUCUUUUUACAAUUAUUUAAUUUUAUCUACCUUAUAAAUAACGUGCCAAUGAGCCAGUCUGUGGUCGAUCGUUCUAGUCUAAUGAGUGGAACCAAAUUCGGACAGGGAACAAGAGGUACAGUAUCAUUAAAAUACGCAACGGAGAUUUUAUUGGCGAUACGGACACAGCGGAAAUAUUUUUUGCAAAACAGGCAAAACGUGUUCGACAUGUAGUUCAUGAAAAUAAUUAACAUUUCAGUUAUAAAACAGUUUAACUGAUUGAAAAAAGUACGUUUAUUUUAAAAUGUAUCACAAAUAUUUGCAAUAGUUUAUUCUGAAGUAUUCUGUGACUGACGAUUGUUCUUUUUCUCCUUGAUUUUUUACUACAUUUAGUGAGUGGUCCUAUACCUAGAUUCUAGGCGAAUAUGCAAUCUUUAGUUUAAUCAAGUAGUGUAAUCUUUUAUAAAUAAGAAAACAAUACGUAACAAAGAAUUGAUUAUAUAGAUAUCAAUUUAUUCAUAACUAUUAUUUGAUAUUACAGACAUACGAGUAUGUUUGCUUUUUGUAAAAUAAUAGACAGUUCGUCCUCAAAUUCAUUCAAACGAACAUUUUGCAAUUGCACCAAUAUUUAAAUGGACAUAAAUAUUCUCGGCACAUACUGUCUUGAAUUCAUUUUAAGUUUACCAAUCAUUUCAAAUUUUCUUGUUAUCCAAUUUAAUUUGCUUCGACCAGAUGCUUCAAUCAUUGUCGCAACAGACAAACAUUUCAGACUUUCAGACACAUAACAAUGACAUGGAGAAAAAAUUGAUUUGUGCUUCGCAUAUUCAACUGUAAUAGAGCAUGAUUUUCAAUUCAGAUUUGUACAUGACCUGUGACUGUUCACAUCAUUUGGCGGCGUCUUUGAUAUGCAGCAUCAACAUUUAACUUGUAUAACAUUUAUCAUACGUGAUUGCUGACGGUGUAUGGUAUUCUGGUAUUUCUCCACUCUUGUUUUAAUAAAUUAAUGUAUUGGCAGUUAUUUUCAUUCAUGUUUCUUGUUUGAUUUUUUUUUUAUAUUUUUUGCCAUUUUUUGAUAUUUAUGUUCUGUGAAAUGUAACAAAGUUGAGA
Ruditapes philippinarum (Manila clam) is the source of this 4570-nucleotide messenger RNA. RefSeq lists its product as uncharacterized. The transcript has 8 exons. Bases 306 to 1565 code for a protein of 419 amino acids. The record is from RefSeq and is a predicted model, not a curated record. NCBI's taxonomy places the organism in Eukaryota, Metazoa, Mollusca, Bivalvia, Venerida, Veneridae.